AUGGAGAAGACAUUUCUGUUCAAGCUGUCCAGGGACUUCCCCUUGUACUGCACAACUUCACCUGGCUACCCUUUGACGUCCAGCACUGUUCUCUCUCUCCUCCCCGGCCCCCUGCCACGCGAACACCUUCCUCACCGACCUGCCUUUAGCCUGAAGAAACCCUAUAAGCACUGCAUGAAAUGUGCUGCCCUCAGUGCCAUCCUCAUCUCUGUCACCCUGGUGUUCCUGUUGGCUUACUUUAUUGCCAUGCACCUCUUCGGACUCAACUGGCAUUUGCAGCCAAUGCAGAGGCAGAUAUAUCAGCUGACAGAGGACAACACGAGUGGCCUACAUCUGCCCACAGAUCUUGGCUUGCCACCUCUGGGCAACACAGGUCUCGAGUUUCCGGAUCGAGGAAGCAAAGAUGACGGUAAACUAGAUGGCUUUUUCCCGGAGGACAGCUUCAUAGACAUGGGCGAGAUAGACGUGGGCCGCAAAGUCGCUCAGCUGAUCCCGCCUGGAAUUUUCUGGAGGUCGCAGGUUUUUAUUGACCACCCCAUGUACCUCAAAUUCAAUGUGUCCCUCAGUAAAGAUGCCUUGGUGGGGAUCUAUGGGAGAAGAGGCCUACCCCCAUCACAUACGCAGUUUGACUUUGUGGAGCUGUUGGAUGGCCGUCGGCUCCUGUCGCAAGGGUUGCCAGGCCUUGAGGGUCCGCCUUUUCCAGCUCAGCAGCGAAGCCUGAUGCCACUCACCAGUCACGAUACAGGCUUUAUACAGUACAUGGACUCGGGCAUCUGGCACUUGGCUGUGUACAAUGAUGGGAAGGAGACAGAGCAGGUGUCCUUUCUCACAACUGCGAUCGAUUCUAUCGAUGACUGUCCUAGUAACUGUUUUGGAAAUGGAGAUUGUGUGGCCGGAAACUGCCACUGUUUUCCCGGCUUCAGAGGACCCGACUGCAGUAGGGCGUCCUGUCCAGUGCUUUGCAGUGGGAACGGUCAGUAUCUCAAAGGCCGCUGCAUGUGUCACAGCGGAUGGAAAGGAUCCGAAUGCGAUGUUCCCACCAACCAGUGCAUCGACAUUACCUGCAGCGGACAUGGCACAUGCAUUGUGGGAACUUGCAUCUGUAAUCCUGGCUACAAAGGGGAGAACUGCGAAGAAGUGGACUGCCUGGACCCGACCUGCUGGAGAGGUGUCUGUGUACGUGGAGAAUGCCAUUGUUUUGUAGGUUGGGGAGGUCCUGGAUGCGAGAGUCCACGUGCUUCCUGCAUGGAGCAGUGCUCUGGACACGGGACCUUUUUGGCUGAUACUAACACCUGUAACUGUGACCCCAACUGGACCGGUCAUGACUGCUCCACAGAGUUGUGUGCAGCCGACUGUGGUGGACAUGGCAUCUGCGUGGCGGGCAGCUGCCGUUGCGACGAGGGCUGGAUGGGUGCCGGGUGCGAACAACGGGCUUGUCACCCACGCUGCAGCGAGCACGGGACCUGCAAAGACGGGAAGUGUGAAUGCAGCCCGGGAUGGAACGGAGAACACUGCACUAUAGCUCACUAUCUGGAUAAGGUAGUGAAAGAGGGCUGUCCUGGUCUGUGCAAUGGCAACGGCAGAUGCACGCUGGGUAAUAAUGGCUGGUACUGCGUUUGUCAGCUGGGCUGGCGGGGAGCAGGCUGCGACACUUCAAUGGAGACAGCCUGCAGUGACGGCAAGGACAAUGACGGAGAUGGGUUGAUGGACUGCAUGGACCCGGACUGCUGUUUGCAGACAUCAUGUCACACCACCUCGCUGUGUGUGGGCUCUCCUGAUCCACUGGAUAUUAUCCAGGAGACCCAGAUCUCUUCCACUCUGAGCACCCUGCAGUCCUUCUACCAGCGUAUCCGCUUCCUGGUGGGCCGGGACAGCACCCACGUCAUCCCUGGUACCAACCCCUUUGAUGGCAUUCAUGCCUGUGUUAUCCGGGGACAAGUAGUGACUUCAGAUGGGACUCCGCUGGUCGGUGUAAAUAUCAGCUUCAUUAACAAACCAGCCUAUGGGUAUACCAUCACCAGACAGGACGGCAGCUUUGACCUGGUGAGUAACGGGGGUGUGGCUGUAGCCCUGAGGUUUGAGCGCGCUCCGUUCAUCACCCAGGAGCACACCUUAUGGUUGCCGUGGGGACGUUUCUUUGUCAUGGACAGCAUCGUGAUGAGACACGAGGUCAAUGACAUCCCCAGCUGUGACCUGAGCAGCUUCACCCGUCCCAUGCCCAUUGUCCUGCCUGCCCCGCUGACGGCGUUCGCUGGGACCUGCGUCGAGAGGGGCAACAUUGUUCCAGAGAUUCAGACCCUCCAGGAGGAUGUGCGGAUCCCAGGUACAGAUGUGCUUUUGAGUUACCUGAGCAGCCGGACAUCCGGGUACAAGUCCCUCCUGCGCAUCACCCUGACCCAUUCCACCAUCCCGUUCAGCCUGAUGAAGGUGCACCUCAUGGUGGCCGUCGAAGGAAGGCUCUUCAGGAAGUGGUUCUCCGCUGCACCCAACCUCUCCUACGACUUUGUCUGGGAUAAGGCAGAUGUCUACAGCCAGAAAGUUUAUGGACUGUCUGAGGCUUUCGUGUCUGUGGGCUUCGAGUACGAAUCCUGUCCGGAUCUCAUCCUCUGGGAGAAACGAACGGCCGUCCUGCAAGGAUAUGAAACCACUGCGUCCAACCUGGGUGGCUGCGUGGACAAACAUCAUGCUCUGAAUAUCCAAAGUGGUAUCCUGCACAAGGGUAACGGCGAGAACAUAUUCAUUUCCCAGCAGCCCCCUGUCAUCGGAAGCAUCAUGGGUAAUGGAAGGCGCAGUAUCUCCUGUCCAAGCUGCAACGGGCUGGCGGACGGAAAUAAGCUGCUCGCACCUGUAGCUUUAGCCUGUGGGUCAGAUGGUAGUCUGUAUGUGGGGGAUUUCAACUACGUCCGUCGGAUCUUCACCACGGGAAAUGUCACGAGUGUCUUAGAGCUCAGAAAUAAAGAUUUCAGACAUAGCAAUAGUCCUGCGCACAAGUAUUACCUGGCUACUAGUCCCGUUUCGGGGGCCCUGUACCUUUCAGACACCAGCAGCAGGAAGGUGUUUAAAGUAAAAUCUCUGAACACAGUGAAGGAUGUGGCAAAGAAUCUAGAGCUGAUUGCUGGCACAGGCGAUCAGUGUCUACCCUAUGAUGAGGCAGCGCUGCGAGGGGAUGGAGGCAAGGCUGUGGAGGCCACACUUACCAACCCUAGAGGCAUUACUGUGGAUAAGUAUGGCGUGAUCCUCUUUGUAGACGGCACCAUGAUCCGCCGCAUCGAUCAGAACGGUAUCAUUUCCACGCUGCUGGGCUUCAACGACUUGACCUCAGCACGACCCCUGAGCUGUGACUCAGUGAUGGACAUCUCACAGCAUAGUCGUCAUGUCAGCCUUAGCGAGGGUGAAGGGUUACAGCUGACAUCUCUUCAGGGCAGGUCGGGGGUCAUUGUGUUCCCUUGGGUCGUGGUAACCCAGAUGCUGCCUACAGCUGCAGGCCUGCGAAACCCAGUUUCAAGCUGA
Molecule: messenger RNA, 3510 nt
Organism: Puntigrus tetrazona (Sumatra barb)
Lineage: Eukaryota; Metazoa; Chordata; Actinopteri; Cypriniformes; Cyprinidae
Product: teneurin-4-like
Biological process (GO): signal transduction; heterophilic cell-cell adhesion; neuron development
Cellular component (GO): neuron projection; membrane
Molecular function (GO): cell adhesion molecule binding; protein homodimerization activity; protein heterodimerization activity
Source: RefSeq, a predicted model, not a curated record